AUGGUUCCAAGGAAAAAGGAAUCGUUCAGUUCUGAAGAUUGGACAACGGGUGAUAUGGUAUUAUGUAAAGUCGGUCGUUAUGAUCCGUGGCCAUCAAUCGUUUUUCCAAGGCAGUUUUUAAGUAAAGACGUAUUAAAACGAGCAAAGCCAGGAAGAAUUUGUAUUUGCUUCUUUAAUGAUCCAACUUACUAUUGGGCUAAUCCGGAAAGACUAGAUAAACUGACACCAGAAAUAAUAAACAAAUAUUUGCGUAAUUUUACAAAGAGUGAAGAACCACGUACUGAUUUACUUCUUGCUUACAAGCAUGCAAAAAAGUAUAAUGGAUUAGAAUCAUUCAUUAGAAAUCGAUUAAAAGCAGAAAAGCGUUUAAAUAUUUUAAAAGGAUAUGAUGUUAUACUUGAGCACGAAGAUCCAUUCAUAAUAAAUAAGCCUAAAAAUAACGUUGUAAGUAAUAAUACCAAUAUUAAACAGACUAAUCCGAGAAAGAAUUCUAAAAUUAUUGCUAAGAAUGAUUCUUCAAAGGCAAUAACUGAAUUUCAUAUGGAUAAGGAAUUAUAUGCAGUUCCACGAACCAAAAGAAAAUAUACCAGGAGACAAAAUAUGCAUAUACCACAAGAAGAAAAGCAAGAAAUUAUAAGUGAAAUUAAUCCUGGAAUGUUAACUGAGUCUGAACCACAACCAAUAAUAACGGAGGUACCUGUAACACCUGUUAUCAAAAGAAAAAGGGGGAGACCACGUAAAAUCAGGCCUGAAGAAAAUAAGUCAAAUAUCCCUACACUAAUUAUUUCAUCUUCUGAGGAGCUAAAUAAACCGGUUAGAGAAGUCUCAGAAGGAAAAGCACAAUCUAGAAAUUUACAAGGGCAAAGCAUGCGAGGUAAUCGAUUAUCAAAUCCUAUUACUCUUGGAAAUUCAGCUCAUAAAGUUACUAAGCCAAUUAUAAAGCCUAAGCCAGUUCCUAAGCCUAUGUGGGAUAAUAAACGGAAGUUAGAAAUCGCAAAUAUAUUCAGAAGAAGGCUGCAACUUCUUUUGGUACAAAGAGAUUCAGUACCUUUACAGAAUGAAAAAGAUGAAGCACACAGGCUUCUCGCAAAAAUGAAAGAAAAUACAAAGGAUAUAUCACCCAUAUUUGAUCGGGAAAGUGUUACAGUAAGUCAAGUAGGUCAACUCCUUAAUGUAAUUACAACUAUAAAUGACUUGUCAGAAUACCAUAACGAUUGCAAAAUACUUUUGCAGUCUUGGUCCAACUAUACUUAG
Messenger RNA from Henningerozyma blattae CBS 6284, 1254 nucleotides. RefSeq lists its product as uncharacterized. Bases 1 to 1254 code for a protein of 417 amino acids. The transcript has a single exon. The record is from RefSeq and is a predicted model, not a curated record. NCBI's taxonomy places the organism in Eukaryota, Fungi, Ascomycota, Saccharomycetes, Saccharomycetales, Saccharomycetaceae.